Nomia melanderi (Alkali bee) is the source of this 6196-nucleotide messenger RNA. RefSeq names its product Stork-head domain-containing protein knockout (gene knockout). Gene Ontology annotation, biological process: regulation of transcription by RNA polymerase II. Gene Ontology annotation, cellular component: cytoplasm; nucleus. The record is from RefSeq and is a predicted model, not a curated record. NCBI's taxonomy places the organism in Eukaryota, Metazoa, Arthropoda, Insecta, Hymenoptera, Halictidae. Gene Ontology annotation, molecular function: RNA polymerase II transcription regulatory region sequence-specific DNA binding.
GUUGACAGAAGCCGUAUUGCGAAAUCACGGUCGCGCCGCUCGAUCGUGCUCGUUUCAUUGUUAAUUAUUCGCCGGCCGAGAUUGCAUCUCCCGCUUAAUUGCUUGUUCCUCGCCGCUUCUUGGACACGUGAGCCCCGGCCUCGUCAUGUUCGACAAAUGCGUCCGGUGAGCGGCGAAUCAGCGGGACGGCGAUCUCGCGCGGAAAGAGACUGUUUAGCUGGGAAAACGGAUCGCCGGCGCUGUGCAGCACGAGAAUCAGAACCCGUGAUGCCACCGCCGAGUCGUCGGAAUCGUUAGCAGCGGGCCGAAAAAAAUGGCCUCGAUCUUGGGAGACGGAACGGGCCCCGGGGGCUCGGGACCAUCCCGAUGCCUCUUGCUCCUACAAAGGUCCUUGGCGAUUCAGCUGACCAGGGGUCCGCCUCCUCAAGUUCUGAACGCCGGGCAACGGGAGAGUCCUAAGGAGCAUCCAGCCGACGAGAUGUGGAUGUACGAUAAAGGUUACAAUUUGUUUCAGAGCUUCUUGGAGGCAAACUCCAAAUGCUGGUGGAACGCAGCCUUGGUGGACGCAACCCGACAACUCAGGUACAAGGGUCACGUGUCACCUGGCGUGCUGAUGGUCGGAGGACCACCCUGUGCCCUCGAGGUCUUGAGGGCAGCCUGGGCUCGAAAUGUCCUACGACCGCCGGCCGAUCAUGCGAUCACCUGUCUCGGGGACAUCGAGGAUUGCCUGGUCGCACCGGUCGCCCAGGGACAAUUCACACCGCUACCGGAAGCCCUUUGUUGGGCCAUCCUCGAGCUGACGUCUCAGAGGCAGGCGGCAACCCUGGACACGCUGCGAUCCGCGCUCAGGAACGCUUUCCCAGCGAUGCAGAGACCGAACCGCGAGCUCGUUUACGACGCCCUCGCGAAGCUGAUGCAAGAGCGAAAGAUUUAUCAUACGUCUCAGGGCUAUUUCGUCGUUACGCCGGAGACUAGGAGGCUGAGGCGCGACUCGAGCAACUCCAGGCGAUGUUCCCGGGAGGUGAGCGGAUCCAGGGGUCAGGGCAGCAUGCUGAUGACCAACGACGAGGCCAUGGCUCUCGUGCACGGCGAGAUGCUGACCUUGAGGGACGGCGAUGUCACGCAUCAAGCUGUGCAGACCAAUCUGGCGGACGUCAUUUGCGGAGGUAACCCGAAUGACAAAGUCCUGUUCGCGAGGUGUCGGUCAAUGCCAGGACGCCUGGAAAGGCGACACUCUCUCCGGCUUUGGGGAUCCGCCAGACGCUUGCACAGAAGUGGAAGUUCUCGGUCUUUGCCACGAAGGCCAGAAAGAAGCGACACUUCAUCGAGCGCAGAAUACGCGAGCACGGACAGCGCACCGCAUAGCCCAACCAGUUUCUCCGGGAUUUUUUCAGAGAAAAUAGGUCUACUCUCGAGGCUGUUCCGGCGCAGCACACGGAGGAAGGGUGCACCGUUAAUGGGCACGUUCAGCGCUCAGUAUCCUCCUACCGAGUGGUUUAACCCACGUGUCGUUCACCUACACAGCGUAGCCACGCAAACGAGAGCUGCUAGCCCUUCGAUGAUGGAGGGUUUAGAUCAAUCGCAGGCCAGUUUCCAAGUUUGGGACGAUUCGAGCUCGGUGCGAUCCGCCACCCUGCCGAGGCGGCAUCGUCGCCAAGCUAGCGGCGACUCCUCUAGCUUACUGGCGAACUCGACACCCAGAAGUUCCAGACGACAUCGAUCGCCGUGCUCGACCCUGCCCAGAUCGAAGUGCUCCAGUUUAAGCAGAUGCACGUCCAGAGCGUCCGUUCUUCCGCCGACCGGCAAUCAGGAAUCGUACCAAGGUCGCAAUCCGACGCAAAACGGCAAGAACUCGGCGAAUUCGUCGCCGAGCAGAAGCGGUGGAAGUUCCGGCUCUGUUCGAACCACGAACGCGAGUCCCGCGAAAACGGCCACGCUCGGCCGAUCCAGCACGAGACAGUCGAACUCACGACGGCCUAGCCACGAUUCCACUGGCAGUGGUACGAAAUCAAAUGGAUCGCCCCAACACAAGGUUUUGCAGAAGACAUCAUCCGGCCACUCGUCCCACUCCAGUGGAAAAUCGAUUUCCAGCGGUAAACUCUCGUCGUCGCCAUUGAAAACGUCCACACUGCCAGCCAAAUCCUCUCCAUUGAAAGUGGUUCAACAAGGGUCCCUAACCCCCCUACAGGAAGCACAGAACUCGAUCACUCUGCAGGUGUCCACGAACUUGACUCCGGUGAGUCCGACGCAAGAGCAACGCGCGAUACAGAACAGCGUGACACUAGCCUCGAACGCGACCAGCACGACCACCAUUUCCGGAUCCCCUGGCACGAAGAUCUACGUGCAGCAAAACAACUCGCCAAUGAGAUCGGUGAUCACCUUCGAAAACGGCACGGUAAAGACGAAAGUGGCUGAGAAGGAGGACUGCAAGGAGAAGCAAGAUCGAGAGUUGCUGGGCGAGAAGAUCUACAAAACCAGGAUAGACGAUGAGAAACUAUACAAAUCGAAGCUCGACGACGAGAAGCUGAACAAGUCGAGCAAGCUCGAGCGGCCGUCUUCUUUAUACGCUUCCAAAGAAUCAAAACCGAGCCUGCUAUCCGAAUCUGACAAGGAGAACAAGCCCAAAGUCGAGGAAGAAAUGUCGAACAAACUGAAACUGACGAACCGCCUGAACAACAGCCAGGCUCAUCUGAUCGACGGCUCGACGAACAACAUCGACAAGAACUCUUUGGUAAACGAGCAUCCGGCUACGACCCUGUCCAACACGAAAAACACCAACGACGCCAUGAACAAUUCACGAAAGCUGAGUCUCUCGCUGUCCAAGGACGCGUUGAGCUAUAGAAAUCUCUUGCGUCCAGGCUCAAAGAACAACAUAGCCUCUAAUCCGCCGUCGCCCACGAAAUCCUUCGACGGAUUCGGUGGAUCGUUCAACAACGUUUACAUCGAGAACCUUGAAGUGACGAAGCAGAGGGCUCCUCAGGGCUCAGAACCGAAUUUGGAAAAGACGGUCAGCCGGGGCGACCUCUACACCUAUCCCAGCCUGAGCGACAUGCAGGUGCAAUUCACCAGCCUGGCGGCGCAGAAGAUCCUCAAGGGAUGCCCGAUCAACAGCGUGGACACCUUGGUCGAGGUGAACACCGCGGCCGCCGAGAAACCGAAUAACUGCGACGUCACCGUGCACACCGAUUUCGGGCUCGUUUAACGGUUUCUUUCUCGUUGGACCGCGCGGUUCCUCGCGCGCCUCGUACAGUGAAUGAUUGAACUUUAGCAGGGACGGACCUGGUCCGUGAUAUAUACAUAUAUAUAUAUAUCGUAUCCCAGUACGGCCGCGUCGUGGUAGACGUGUUUACAUAGCGAACGGAGAAAACGGUGUACUGCUUAAGCAUAUAGAGAGCACUGUAAACAGUUACCAAUAAAUAAAAACGUUCAUUAUGUCUUGACCGACGCACGGCUCGCCGUCGCUCGCGUUCUUCUCUUUUACCCGACAGGUCUUUUCGCUAUUCGAAAAUCGUUUCCGGUUGUUUGUAUCGUUAAUCAUACCGCUCGUGCUUCCAUUGACCAUCUAUAUGCUUACGCGGAUGAACGUUCGUUAUAGCCUGGUUUUUUGUCGGCGAAGAGAUCCGAGGCAUAUGAUGAUCAUAAUAGCUGUCCAUUCCACUCUAAUUAGUCCAGGUUUAAUAACACAUGGAUAAUAGGAGGGGGGCGGAUGAGUAUUAUGGCUGUUAAUGUACUCGAGCCUUUUCUUGCGGAAGACGGGCUAUAAAUUGUAUAAAUAAAUGGCAGCCAUUCCACAGAAAGUAUUCGUUAGCUUACUUCUAGUUGUUUAGAGCACAUUCAGGAAUCCGGUGACAACGCAAUUCGCAAAACAGGAAACCUUUGCUUUUGGUAAACGUAUCCGUCGAGGUGUGAACGCGAUCGUUGCAUUGUCGUUUUUUGGCGAGUGGUUCGAUUCGUUUUUGUAGGACUCGCGGAGGAUUAUGAUUGUCUGCACUGCUCGGAACAAUUCGGAGGUACGGUGGAUUCUUUGGGGAACUCGAGGAAUUGACACAUCGGGGAAAUGAAACACUGCCUAUAAUGAUUACGAUGAUAUUCUCACGAAAUGUUCAAUUUACGGUGCCUCAUAGAUUAAUUCGUGUACUACCUUCUCCCUCGCACAAUGAAUAUACUUAUUAGAAUAUUAUAUUCGAGACUAAAGUUUAUUGGAACUUAAAUGUUAAGGUAUUUUCUCGAUGCAGAGGAUUAGAGUAUUUUCGUCGCGCACGAGACCGUCAACCGUGGUGUUCAAUUGAAUAGUCCGGAACGUUUGAUCGAUAGUCACAACUUAGCUAAUAUAGGAUGUAAACGGAUAAGUGUAACAUGAGAAAUCAAAAUGCAAUAAAUUGUUGUUGAUGAUAUUGCAAGGGAAACGUAAUGUAACUAGUGAUUUUGUAGGACUGUGCACGAUGGAUCAGUAGAGAACGCUGCGUAAUGCGACACAACUGUACAAUUUUCUAAAUUAUUCUUGAAACUCGAGUGACUGAAUUGUGUAUCAACCACUGAAUAAAACGAUUACGAAAUAAACAACGUCAACUACAGAAUCAUAUACUCGCAAGUUUUAUUUCAAGUGAAUGGAGAUUAUUUCAAAAAUUCAUUCGAAUACCAGAGCAAUCGUCCAAUUAUUUCGAGCAGUAUCUCCUAAUUUCUAGACACGUAUAUUAGCAAAAUUCAUCUGCAACUCACAAUGCAUCGAGCGAGUCACAUUUCGUCCGUCAAUCAUUGUUUCUUAUUAACUUAUCACGGGAAAAAGAGAUCGUCUAUAAACGGGUACCACAGCGUCGUAACGUUGGCAGUUUUGCAUCGCUUUACGAAGCUAAAGUGAUUUGCUAAAGCAAUACUUCACGUACGAUAGCCUGACAAUUGCCUUACUCGAACGAGAGAGAAAGAGAGAGUGACUGGGUGAGAACGAGAGAAACUGAGAGCGAAAGAGAGAAAGAGUCAGAAAGAGUGAAAGAAACUGUGAAAAUGAGAAUGAAAGGGAGAGAUACGAAAAUAUUUUGCGUGAAUCCAAAUACUGCCAAUUUUCUAGCGUCGACAUAGAUUAAUGAAAAAGAAAAAGCGUAAGGGAGACUCCGCGAGUCUCCGUUGGACGAUGUGUAAAAAGUGGUAAUUUAAAGAGCACCAUUCUUUCGUUUCCGGUUAUCCCAUCACCCCAACCAUCACCGCCCCAGAACGAGCGUCUACAAUAAAUCAGACGACAUUUUGUUUCGGUCGAUAUGCCAAAGUAGAAAGGGAGCGUAGCGCAGUCAACUUUUAUGAUAGAAUUUAGGCAUAGUCAUUGACCACGCGUGCACCACUAACAGAGAUGCGAAUACAAACGGAAGCGUACCAUAAGGAUAUUCUUAAUCGUAUUUCGAAUACCCGUAUUUGAAACGGGCUACGAAUUUUUAUACGAAACGAAAAUUCCGUUGGCCUCAUUGAUCGAUCAUCGGAGAAGACGAUUUUCUACUUGAAGUACGCAUUUAUAUACCUCUAAGGACAAACGGUCAAAGAAAUUAUCGGUGUGAAGUGUUUCGAUCGGAAUCGUUGCUCGUAACGGAAAAAUUUGAACGAACUUCGAUAUGCCGCGCGCACGCGCGGCGCGCUUGCCGCCGAUUGGCUCGAGAUUCGAACCGGCUUUCUUUCGUUGCACGCGAACAUCGUUGCGCGCCCGAGACACGGAACAGAACGGUGCAUGUCCCCCUCUUUCCGGAGAACAAGCGGUACCAUUUGAAUUGAUUAGUGCAAUGGUAAAAUCUAAGUGCCAAAACAAGUUCUUAGUACUUAAAUCGCCUUUGAACGGUCGCGGCGCGAUUCCGUGGCGGCACGACCGCGAUGGCGUCGCGCUGCGGACCGGCUGCAACCCGUUUAACGUUCGAAUCAUAAUUAUUAUUAACCUUAAACGUAAAGACACGUAGUCGUAAGACGGCAGGUAAAUGAGAGAGAGAGAGACCCCUGGACGCCGCUGUCGUGCCUGCUUUGUACAUUUCAUACAUUGUAUUUGCCGAUUAACCGAUUUAGCAAUCGCUCGAUACACCUCCGCGUCUUCCAUUUUCUCACGGAAAUGGGAGUACACGAGCCUUUUACGCCCUUAUUUCUUAUCGAAGACUAACUUGUAGAGUACCAUUGUGUAAUCUUGCUCUAUUAUAAUUAUAACAACGAAAGCGUAUGAUAAUAAAAC